Trichoplax adhaerens is the source of this 2799-nucleotide messenger RNA. RefSeq lists its product as uncharacterized. The record is from RefSeq and is a predicted model, not a curated record. Bases 1 to 2799 code for a protein of 932 amino acids. Gene Ontology annotation, biological process: intracellular protein transport; clathrin-dependent endocytosis. Gene Ontology annotation, molecular function: clathrin-cargo adaptor activity. The transcript has 25 exons. Gene Ontology annotation, cellular component: AP-2 adaptor complex; membrane coat. Lineage: Eukaryota; Metazoa; Placozoa; Uniplacotomia; Trichoplacea; Trichoplacidae.
AUGCCGUCCAGUAAGAGUGAUACCAUGCGCGGCUUGGCCGUUUUCAUUUCGGAUAUACGAAAUUGCAAAUCACGAGAAGCGGAAAUUAAAAGAAUUAACAAAGAACUCGCUAACAUCAGAUCCAAGUUUAAAGGCGAUAAACAACUGGAUGGCUACAGUAAGAAAAAAUAUGUCUGUAAAUUGCUAUUCAUAUUUCUUCUUGGUGUCGAUAUCGAUUUUGGCUACAUGGAAGCUGUUAAUUUAUUGUCUUCCAUUAAGUAUACGGAAAAACAAAUUGGCUAUCUUUUCAUUUCUGUGCUGAUUGAUCACAGUCAUGAUUUGAUGAAAUUAGUAAUCCAAUCGAUUAAAAAUGAUUUAAACAGUGGCAAGCCAAUCCAUAUUUCACUCGCCCUGAAUUGCGUUGCUAAUGUGGGUAGCCCGGAAAUGGCUGAACAAUUGGCUAGCGAAGUGCCUCGAAUUUUAGUUGGAAGUGAUACAAUGGAUACAGUCAGACAGAACGCUGCGCUAUGCUUGCUUCGCUUGUAUAGAGUAUCGACGAAGAUAUUACCUCCUGGAGAAUGGACAACUAGAAUAGUGCAACUGCUAUCCGAUAAGCACCUUGGUGUUGUAACUGCAGCAUGCAGUCUAAUUUAUGAAUUAGCAAGGGAAAAUCCAGAGGAUUAUAAAGCAUGCGUACCGUUGGCUGUUUCACGAUUAAGUCGCAUUGCAACCGCUAAUUACGGUGAUUUACAAGACUAUACUUAUUACUUUGUUCCUGCACCUUGGCUUUCUGUUAAGCUUUUGCGUUUAUUGCAAACAUAUCCUCCACCAGAUGAUCCAGCCAUUCGUGCUCGCUUACACGAAUGCAUUGAAGCUGUACUAAACAGAGCAAUGGAACCACCAAAGUCCAAGAAAGUACAGCACAGCAAUGCAAAGAAUGCAGUCAUUUUUGAAGCAAUUAGUUUAAUUAUACACUACGAUAACGAUCCUGAUCAAAUGGUUCGAGCGUGUAAUCAACUCGGUACCUUUUUGUCAAGUCGAGAAACUAAUUUAAGGUAUCUUGCAUUGGAAAGUAUGUGUGCGCUGGCCUCAUCUGAAUAUUCUCACGACGCUGUAAAGAAACAUCAAAGUACAGUGAUCCAGGCUUUAAAAAGCGAACGCGAUGUUAGCGUCAGACAAAGGGCCAUUGAUUUGCUUUAUGCUAUGUGUGAUAAAACUAAUGCUAUAGAGAUAGUCGAGGAAAUGUUGAAUUAUCUCAAAACUGCUGAUUAUUCUAUCCGUGAAGAAAUGGUACUUAAGGUAGCCAUUCUAGCGGAAAGAUACGCAGUUGACUAUACAUGGUAUGUCGAUACCAUUUUGCGCCUGAUAGGUAUUGCUGGAGACUACGUAAGCGAAGAGGUUUGGUAUCGCGUAAUUCAAAUUACAGUUAACAGAGAUGAUGUACAAGGAUAUGCAGCCAAAACUGUAUUUGAAGCAUUACAAGCUCCUGCAUGUCACGAGAAUAUGGUAAAAGUUGGAGCCUAUAUUCUUGGAGAAUUUGGUAAUUUAAUUGCAGGUGAUGGAAGAUCGAGUGCUGGUACGCAGUUUGAGUUGCUGCAUUCGAAGUUUCACUUCUGUAGCACAGCUACUCGUGCUAUACUAUUAACGACAUAUGUAAAAUUUAUCAACUUAUUUCCGGAACUAAAAGGUCAAAUUCAGAAGGUAUUACGAAGCGACAAUCAAAUACGGAACGCUGAUGUAGAAUUACAGCAAAGGUGCUUGGAAUACUUAAGAAUGACCAACGUUGCUUCUUCUGAAGUACUGAAUACUGUUUUGGAAGUAAUGCCACCCUUCCCGGAACGUGACUCCUCAAUUUUAGCAAAAUUACAGAAAAAGAAAUCAGUUAUUAGUAACAAAAAUUUGGCUGAUGGAAAAGUUGAAAACUCUGAAGGUGUUAUAUUGCUAAAUUUGACAUUAAUUAUCGCUUUGUAUUUGGUUCUACCAGAUCUUAUUGCUCGUGACCCUGUCGAACCUGCUCCUACAUCAACAAUUGACGGAGCUAGUUCUGGGGCACUUUUAGUUGAUGUAUUUGCUGAAGCCGAGCCGAAAUUGCCACAAAGUAGUAGUGAAGUUAUUGCUCAAGAUAACUCUGAUAAAUUUUUAAUGAAAAAUAACGGAGUUUUAUACGAAAGCAGCGUUGUUCAGAUUGGAGUGAAAAGUGAAUUUAAGCAAGGAACAGGGGUUUUGAGUAUAUUUUUCGGUAACAAAACAAACUUUCAGUUGGCUGCAUUCACCUCAGUUGUUGAAUGUUCCGCUGAUUUGCAGACAGAAUGCCCACCUAUCAACUCAAUUUUAGAGGCUGGAGCGCAAGUUCAGCAAACAAUCUCGUUAGAAGCUAUAGGAGAUUUUAUGGAAACACCUUUAUUAAAUCUCUCAUUUAACAUGAAUGGUGGACAUCAGCGCCUUUCUUUGAAUCUACCAGUAUUUCUUACAAAGUUUAUGUCUCCAGUGGAAAUGAACGCUGAAAAUUUCUUUAUGAGAUGGAAGAAUCUCUCUGGACCUGCCCAAGAAGCGCAGGAAGUAUUUAAAGCUAAAUUUCCAAUGGAUAAGGAACAAUCGAGUAUUAAGAUACAAGGAUUUGGCUUUUCAGUUCUUGAAGGUAUUGAUCCAAAUAUUGAAAACUUUAUUAGUGCUGGUAUAUUGUAUACAAGGCAGGGUCAAGUUGGCUGUUUAAUGAGACUAGAACCGAACUUGCAAGCAUCGAUGUACCGGUUAACUAUUCGAGCAUCUCGUGAUAACGUGUCAGGCGUACUAUUCAAGUUGAUCAACCCUCAUUUUUAA